UAGAAUUGCACGUUACAAAGAAGCGGAAAAUAAGGGAAAUAUCCAAAGUCCAAACUAAAGGGCGGACGUGAACGCAACACUAGCGGCUACAGCAGUGAGUGGCAUCAGGUUCGUACACAGCAGUGAGAAUGUUGGGCCUGUGGAGAUCCUACCAGGUCCUGAUGACCAAACAUCCCUGGAGAGUUCAGAUCCUGACCGCAGGGUCGUUAGUGGGCCUGGGUGACGUCAUCUCCCAGCAGCUGAUCGAACGACGAGGUCUGGCGCAGCACAACGUCCAGCGGACGGCCAAGAUGAUGAGCAUCGGAUUCUUUUUUGUCGGUCCGGUCAUUGGCAGCUGGUACAAGGUUUUGGACAAACUCGUGGUUGGAGGAACUAAAAGUGCUGCAAUGAAGAAGAUGUUGGUCGACCAGUUGUGUUUUGCUCCCUGUUUCCUGGCGGCCUUCCUGACCAUCUCUGGUUCUCUGAACGGACUGACGGUGGAGGAAAACGUGGCCAAACUCAAAAGGGACUACACCGACGCUCUGGUCUCCAACUACUACCUCUGGCCUCCAGUCCAGAUCGCCAACUUCUACUUUGUUCCACUUCAUCACAGGUUGGCCGUGGUCCAGAUCGUGGCCGUGGCCUGGAAUUCCUACCUGACCUGGAAGGCAAACAAGAUCUGAAAGAGGAGCAGGAACCUGGACCUUUUUUUAAUUGUUGUUGUUGAUUGUUUGUGCUCCCUCUGGUGGUGAGUUUGUCUCAAACUGUGACUCAAUCGGAUGUUUAAAAAAAACGUUCCAGGGACCAAAAAAUGACAAAUUCACACUUAAAACAUUUUUUUUUUGUAGAAAUGGGAUUUUGGCAGUGAUGAUCAACACACACACACACACACACACACGCACA
This is a messenger RNA of Cynoglossus semilaevis (tongue sole), 882 nucleotides long. RefSeq names its product mitochondrial inner membrane protein MPV17 (gene mpv17). The transcript is spliced from 9 exons. Gene Ontology annotation, biological process: regulation of mitochondrial DNA metabolic process. Bases 129 to 662 code for a protein of 177 amino acids. Gene Ontology annotation, cellular component: cytoplasm; mitochondrion; membrane. Gene Ontology annotation, molecular function: channel activity. The record is from RefSeq and is a predicted model, not a curated record. Lineage: Eukaryota; Metazoa; Chordata; Actinopteri; Pleuronectiformes; Cynoglossidae.